This is a messenger RNA of Racocetra persica, 121 nucleotides long. The record is from the annotation of a GenBank genome assembly. NCBI's taxonomy places the organism in Eukaryota, Fungi, Glomeromycota, Glomeromycetes, Diversisporales, Gigasporaceae.
GAAAAAACAAAGAAAAAAAAAGAUGAAACAAAGAAACAAAAGAGAAAAAAGAAUAUUAAAAUGAUGAAAAACAAGUGGAAACAAAGAAAAAGAAAGAAAAAAGAAGAAACUAAAAAGAGAA